Rhododendron vialii is the source of this 2002-nucleotide messenger RNA. Its product is annotated as root phototropism protein 2. The record is from RefSeq and is a predicted model, not a curated record. Bases 85 to 1797 code for a protein of 570 amino acids. Gene Ontology annotation, molecular function: protein binding. The transcript is spliced from 6 exons. NCBI's taxonomy places the organism in Eukaryota, Viridiplantae, Streptophyta, Magnoliopsida, Ericales, Ericaceae.
UGAAAGCUUUGAUAACAGAAAAAGAAGAAGAAGAGAGAGAUUGAAAUCUCAAUCUCUAUCCAUCUUCUGAAGCCCAAAGGAGCCAUGGCCGCCUCCAUGAUAGAAAGCAACAGCCUCUCCCGUGCAAUGGAGAGAAACGGCCAAUGGGUCUUCUCUCCAGACGUCCCAACUGAUGUAGUAAUCGAAGUAGGCGACGCCAGUUUUAACCUUCACAAGUUCAUGCUUGUAGCAAAGAGCAAUUACAUAAGAGAACUGAUAAUGGAAUCGGAAGAGCCUGAUUUGGCGAGGAUCGACCUCUCCGACAUCCCCGGCGGACCCGAGGCGUUCGAGAAGGCGGCCAAGUUCUGCUACGGCGUCAAUUUCGAGAUCACGGUUCACAACGCGGCGGCUCUUCGUUGCGCCGCCGAAUACUUACAAAUGACCGACGAGUACUGCUGCGACGGCAACCUCGCCGGCCGCGCGGAGGAUUUCCUCUCUCAAGUCGCACUCAGAAGUCUGUCCGGCGCGGUUGUCGUCCUCAAGUCGUGCGAAGAUCUUCUUCCUAAGGCGGAAGAUCUCAACAUCGUCAAAAGAUGCGUCGAGGUCGCGAGUGCUAAGGCUAACAAUGAGGCAAACUUCCCAAGCCGAUCUCCGCCGAAUUGGUGGACGGAAGAGCUAUCGAUCUUAGACAUAUCUUCCUUCAACAAAAUCAUCACAGCAAUGAAAUCACUUGGCGCGAAACCCCUAACCGUAGCAAGCGGAAUAAUCACCUACACCGAAAAAUCGCUCCACAAUCUCGUUAGAGACCACUCUGGAAAUGGCGCCAGAAAAUCCUCCGACUCUGACGUCAGAAUCCAGCAGAGAGUUCUCCUAUCAUCGAUCGUCGCCCUAAUGCCGGUCGAAAAGGCGGUGUUUCCGAUCAACUUCCUCUGCUGCCUCCUCCGCUCCGCAAUCUUCCUUGGAUGCGCGAACAGUUGUAAAAACGAGAUCGAGAACAGGAUCUCGGCUGUUCUGGAGCACGUGACGGUCGACGAUCUGAUGAUUUUGACCGUCAGUUACGACGGCGGGAGGCUGCUUGAUUUGGAGAGCGCGAGGAGGAUUUUGGCCGGGUUCGUGGAGAAGGAGAAUAGCGCGGGGGUGUUCGGCAGCAGUUUAGGGGAGGUAUGUUCGGCGGCGAUGCAGAGGGUUGCGAAGACGGUGGAUGUGUAUCUCGGUGAGAUUGGGGGGUAUGGGGAGCUGAGUAUUUCGAAGUUCAACGGAAUCGCAAAUUUGGUGCCUAAGGCGGCGAGGAAGACCGACGAUGAUCUUUACAGAGCUAUUGAUAUAUACUUGAAGGCUCAUCCAAACUUAGACGAGAUAGGACGAGAGAAGGCCUGCGGCGUGAUGGAUCCACUAAAACUGUCCUACGAAGCCAGAGUCCACGCUUCUCAAAACAAACGAUUACCACUCCAAAUACUCCUCCACGCUCUCUAUUACGACCAACUCAAGCUACGAAGUGGCGUCGACGACCGCGCCAGCGUUCAAAAUGCCGUCACAACAAGGAGCCAAGUACAAGCAGAUGUGUCCUUGGUCAGAGAGAACGAGGCACUGCGAGCCGAGCUAAUGACGAUGAAGAUGUACGUAACCGACUUGAAGAAGAACAUAGGCACGCCGUCUUCCUCUAAGGGCGGUGGCGCUCGGAAGUCGACGUUUUUCUCGUCGGUGGGGAAAACUUUGGGGAAGUUGAAUCCGUUCAGACAUGGGUCUAAGGAUACGUCUAAUAUUGAGGAUGUUGUAGAUACCACCAAGCCCAGAAGAAGAAGGUUCUCCAUCUCUUAGAAGGAAAGUUCAUUUUUCUUAUUGUUUGAGUUGUGUCGUUGUGUGGAGAACUCUUCGUACAUAGAUUGGUGCUUUUUUGUUUUUUUUUGCAAUGGAUGUUUGUUAAAUGUGUUGUGUUCUCCUUCUUUGCUUUCCAUAAAAGAAAAUGUAUUGUUUUCUUGCUACUUUUAAGUUUUGUUGUGUCAAUGUCAAUUUUCUUUUAGCA